GGCCGCCCGAGCCGGAGCGCGAUGGAGCGAGGGCCCCAGGCGGGGAGGCGCGGCCGAGCGCGCGGCCCGACGCCCCCUCAGUGAGCGCCCGACCGCCGCGGCGCAGCCCGAGGGCGGGCUCGCGUCUGCCCGCCUCGCCGCCGCGCCGGCGCUUGGAGCCCGCGCCGCCUUCCCGCUCGGGCCGCGGGCCGGGGACGGCCCGGGGCUGCAUGGCCUCGCCCGCGCGCCGCCGCUGAGCCCUGGGCCGGAGACGGAGCCGGAGCCGAAUACCCUCAGUGCUGCUCUGGGACACGCCUCUGUUGGAUUUAAUUUACAGUCAUCAACCUCGGCUUUUAGCGAUGGACUCGACGGUUGACGAUGAAGCGAUGGCGGCGUGAAUGAAGGCCUGGUGAGGAGGAAACGAUGCCCAAGGGUGGGUGUUCUAGAACCCCACAGCAGGAGGAGCGUUCCCUGAGCAGCGACAUGGUGGAGAAGCAGCCCGGGAAAAAGGAUAAAGAUAAAGUUUCUCUAACCAAGACCCCAAAGCUGGACCGCACUGAUGGUGGGAAGGAGGUGAGAGAGCGAACGACCAAGCGGAAGCUGCCCUUCACUGUGGGCGCCAAUGGAGAGCAGAAGGACUCGGACACAGAUGCCUCCAGCUCAGUCCACGCCGUGGUACUGCAAGGCUGGUUCGCUCCUCGAAGCGCCAUGGCAUGAGAUGGAGGCUCCUAGAAGCAAGAAGAAAGAGAAGCAGGGUCCCGAGCGGAAGAGGAUCAAGAAGGAGCCUGUCGCCCGCAAGGCCGGGCUGCUGUUCGGCAUGGGGCUGUCCGGGAUCCGCGCCGGCUACCCGCUCUCGGAGCGCCAGCAGGUGGCUCUCCUCAUGCAGAUGACGGCCGAGGAGUCUGCCAACAGCCCAGUGGACACGACACCAAAGCACCCCUCCCAGUCGACAGUGUGUCAGAAGGGGACGCCCAAUUCUGCCUCAAAAACCAAAGAUAAAGUGAACAAGAGAAAUGAGCGUGGAGAGACCCGCCUACACCGGGCGGCCAUCCGGGGGGACGCCCGGCGUAUCAAGGAGCUCAUCAGCGAGGGGGCGGACGUCAACGUCAAGGACUUCGCAGGCUGGACUGCGCUGCACGAGGCCUGUAACCGGGGCUACUACGAUGUCGCGAAGCAGCUGCUGGCCGCCGGCGCAGAGGUGAACACCAAGGGCCUGGAUGAUGACACCCCCUUGCACGACGCCGCCAACAAUGGGCACUACAAGGUGGUGAAGCUGCUGCUCCGGUAUGGAGGGAACCCUCAGCAGAGCAACAGGAAGGGCGAGACGCCGCUCAAGGUGGCCAGCUCCCCAACCAUGGUGAACCUGCUGCUGGGCAAGGGCACCUACACGUCCAGCGAGGAGAGCUCGGCCGAGAGCUCCGAGGAGGAGGACGACGCCCCAUCGUUCGCACCUUCCAGCUCAGUCGACGGCAAUAACACGGACUCCGAGUUUGAGAAAGGUCUGAAGCACAAGACUAAGAAUCCGGAGCCCCAGAAAACUGUGACCCCCGUCAAGGAUGAGUAUGAGUUUGACGAGGACGACGAGCAGGACAGAAUCCCUCCCGUGGACGACAAACACUUGCUGAAAAAGGAUUACAGGAAGGAAACUAAGUCAAAUAGUUUUAUUUCUAUACCCAAAAUGGAAGUGAAAAGUUACACUAAGAACAGCACGAUUGCACCAAAGAAGGCAUCUCACCGCAUCUUGUCGGACACGUCAGACGAGGAGGACGUCGGUGUCGCCGUGGGGACCGGGGAGAAGCUGAGACUCUCGGCUCACACGAUGCUGCCUGGUAACAAGACACGGGAGCCUUCCAACUGCAAGCAGCAGAAGGAGAAAAAUAAAGUGAAAAAGAAGCGAAAGAAAGAAAUCAAGGGCAAAGAAGUGCGGUUUGGGAAGAGGAGCGACAAGUUCUGCUCCUCCGAGUCCGAGAGCGAGUCUUCGGAGAGCGGCGAGGACGGUGGGGGCUCGGCGGGGAGCCCCGGCUGCCUCAAGGAGUCCCCGCUGGUGCUGAAGGACCCUGCCCUGUUCAGCUCCCUGUCCGCCUCCUCCACCUCGUCCCACGGCAGCUCCGCCCCCCAGAAGCAUAACCCCAGCCACGCGGACCCGCACGCCAAGCACUGGCGGACAGACAACUGGAAAACCAUCUCCUCUCCAGCCUGGUCCGAGGUCAGCUCCUUAUCAGACUCCACGAGGACGAGACUGAGCAGCGAGUCUGAUGGCUCCUCCGAGGGCUCCAGCGUGGAGUCACUGAAGCCGGUCAGGAAGAGGCAGGAGCACAGGAAGAGGGCCGGCCUGCAGGGCGCGCUGCCCGAUAGGAAGAACUCCUUCCAUCCUGGCGGGGACGGCGCCAUCCCCAAGCUGGACAAGGAGGGCAAAGUCGUCAAGAAACACAAGACGAAACAUAAACACAAAAGCAAGGAGAAGGGGCUGUGCUCCGUCAGCCAGGAGCUGAAGCUGAAGAGCUUCACCUACGAGUACGAGGACUCCAAGCAGAGGGCAGACAAGGCGAUCCUCCUGGACGACGUGCCGGCUGAGGGCAAGCUGAAAGGCCUGAAGCACGAGAGAGACCCCUGUAAGAAGGAGGAGAAGCUCAGCAAAAUGAAGGCGGAGGAGAAGGAGUGGCUCUUCAAGGACGAGAUGAUCAAGGUCUCCAGAGAGGAGAAGUCGCUCAAGAGAAUCAGGGAGCUGAACAAGGACGGGGGCAGGGCCUUCCGGGAGGAGAAGGACCGGUGCAGCAAAGCCGACAAGGAGAAGCUGCUGAAGGAAAAAUCUCCAAAAGAGGAAAAGCUGAGGCUCUACAAGGAGGAAAGAAAGAAGAAGUCCAAAGACAGGCCCUCCAAGUUAGAGAAAAAGAAUGACUUUAAAGAGGAUAAAAUUUCAAAAGAGAGGGAGAAGACCUUCAAAGAGGAUAAAGAUAAAGAAAAACUCAAAAAAGUGUAUAGGGAGGAGUCUGCUUUUGAUGAAUAUUGUAACAAAAGUCAGUUUCUGGAGAACGAAGACACCAAGUUUAGUCUUUCUGAUGACCAGGAUCGGUGGUUCUCUGACUUGUCAGAUUCAUCCUUCGAUUUCAAAGGGGAAGACAGCUGGGACUCUGCAGUGACAGACUACAGGGACAUGAAGAGCGAGUCUGUGGCCAGGCUGAUCCUGGAGACGGUGAAAGAGGACAGUAGGGAGAAGAGGCGGGAGAACAAGGCCCGGGAGAAGCGCACGGACAGGGACAUCUUCUCUCGGAAGAAGGACAGGGACUGCCUGGAACGGGGCUCGGAGCGGAGGAGAGAGCACGCUGCCGACAGGCACAGGGCCGUGCCCGGCUACCUCUGCGAGAAGGACAGGAGGAGGCGGGAGUGUGCGGAAGGCGGCCGGGACAGGAAGGAGCCCCCCGAGGCCGCCAAGGAGCGGAGAGAUGGCCGUGCAAAGCCCGAGGAGGCGCACAGGGAGGACCUGAAGGAGUGCGGCUGCGAGGGAGUCUUCAAGGACAGGCCCGACUGCGACUUCGGGAAGAGCCUGGAGCCCUGGGAGAGGCACCACCCGGCGAGAGAGAAGGAGAGGAAGGAGAGGCUGAAGCUGGAGAAGCACAAAGAGAAGCCCAGUGACAAGGACAGGAACGAAAGACUGACGCUCGAGAAGUGCCAGAAGGACAAAGAGCUUGAGAAGUGCUUCAAAGAGAAAAAGGACGCCAAGGAGAAGCAUGGCAAAGACAAAGACAGAAAAGCAUCUCUCGACCAAGGUAAAGACAAACGGGAGAAGGCUUUCCCCGGAAUUCUCUCCGAGGACUUCUCUGAAAAAAAAGAUGAAAAGAAGGGUAAAGAGAAAAGCUGGUACAUUGCAGACAUAUUCACUGAUGAAAGCGAAGAUGAAAAAGAUGAUUAUGCGGCGAGCGGAUUCAAAGUCGGGGAGGCCGGCGAGGGGCGGGGGGAUGGCCCCCCCGAGAGGGAGGACGGGCGGGAGCCGCACCCCCCCGACAGGCACCGGAAGCACUCGGCCGACAGGCAGCAUGCGGAGAAGCAGAAAGACAAAGAAAUCAGAGAGAAGAAGAAGGAGAAGGGCGCCACAGACGGGGGGAAGGACAAGAAAGAAAAAACCUUGGAAAAGCACAAAGAGAAGAAGGACAGAGAGUCCACGGAAAAAUACAAGGACAGGAAGGACCGAGCGUCGGUGGACUCCACUCAGGACAAGAGGAACAAGCAGAGGCUCCCCGAGAAGGGGGAGAAGAGGCCCCCUGCGGAGGACAAGGCCAAGAGCAGGCACCGGGAGAGGCCGGACCGGGAGCAGGGCCGCGAGAGAAAGGCGAGCAAGGGCACCGACGCGGAGAAGAGCCUGCUGGAGCGGCUGGAGGAGGCGGCGCUGCAGGACUUGCGCGAGGACUCCAACGACAAGGCCAGCGACGCGUCGUCGGACGGCUUCCCCGACCGCGGCCACGACCCGGGCCUCGGCGCCCUCCUGGAGGCGCCCUUCCCGGAGCCCCCGGAGGAGCGGGCGCGGGAGAGGGAGCGGCACCGGCACGCCUCAUCCUCCUCCAAGAAGAGCCAUGACCGAGAGCGGGUCAGGAAGGACAAGCCCGAGAAGAAGGAGAAGAGCGACGACUGCAAGGACACGGGCGGCCGGAAGGACAGCGGCCCGUACGAGAAGGAGGUCCUGGAGGCCGACGCUUACGGCCUCUCGUACGGCAUCAAGGCCGACGCAGAGGACGAGUUAGAGAAAACCAUCGAGUUGUUUUCUACCGAAAAGAAGGAGAAAAAUGAUCCUGAAAGAGAACCUCCCAAGAAGGUAGAGAAGGAACUGAGGCCUUACGGCUCUAGCACCGUGAGCCUCCUGAAGGAGAAGAGGCGGCGGGAGAAGCACCGGGAGCGGUGGCGGGACGAGAAGGAGCGGCACCGGGACCGGCACGGGGACGGGCCCCCGCGGCACCACCGGGAGGAGCUUAAGCCCGCGGCCAGGGACAAGGACAACCCUCCCGGCUCCUUCCGAGACAAGCCCAAGGACGAGGGCGGGAAGCUUGGCGAGGCCAAGCUGAAGGAGAAGGUCAAGGAGAAUCUGGAGAAGGACAAGGGCGACCCCGUAAAGCUGAGCAAUGGGAACGACAAGCUCCUCCCGGUUAGAGACCCCGGUAAGAAAGACAUCCGGCCGCGGGAGAAGCUCCUGGGCGACGGGGACCUGAUGAUGACGAGCUUCGAGCGGAUGCUCUCCCAGAAGGACCUGGAGAUCGAGGAGCGCCACAAACGGCACAAGGAGAGGAUGAAGCAGAUGGAGAAGCUGCGCCACCGGUCUGGUGACCCCAAGCUCAAGGACAAGGCCAGGCCCGCCGAGGACGGGCGGAAGAAGGGCCUGGACGGCCCGCUGAAGAAGCCGCUGGGGCUGGACCCUGCCCCGAAGGACAAGAAGCUCAAGGAGUCAGCCCCUGCCGCCCCUGCUGCCGAGAACAAGCCCCACCCGGGACCCGCGGUGGACCCCCGAGACUGGCUGGCAGGCCCCCACAUGAAAGAGGUCUUGCCCGCUUCCCCCAGGCCGGACCACGGCCGGCCCACCGGGGUCCCCACCCCCGCCUCGGUGGUGUCCUGCCCCAGCUACGAGGAGGCCAUGCACACGCCCCGGACCCCGUCCUGCAGCGCCGACGACUACCCCGACCUCAUGUUCGACUGCACAGACCCCCAGCCCGUGUCCAGCACGUCCGCCAGCGCCUGCUCGCCCUCCUUCUUUGACAGGUUCUCCGUGGCCGCCAGCGGGACUUCAGAAACACCGGGCCAGACACCUACGAGGCCGCUGUGCGCGAACCUUUACCGCUCGGUGUCUGUGGACAUCAGGAGGACCCCUGAGGAAGAGUUCGGACUUGGGGACAAGCUGUUCAGACAGCAGAGCGUCCCUGCGGCGCCCAGCUACAGCUCGCCGGGGCAGCACCCGGAGGACAAGGCCCCGGGGCCCCCAGCACCCACUGAGAAGUUCGCCUGCCUGUCUCCGGGGUAUUACUCCCCGGACUAUGGCAUCCCCUCCCCCAAAGCGGACGCCUUGCACUGCCCGCCUGCGGCCGCAGCCAACAUCACCCCCUCCCCAGAGGGCGCCUUCUCCGGCUUACCAACAAAGUCCCCCCCUUCACACAGAGACGAGCUCUUGGCCCCGUCCAUGGAGGGGGCCCUUCCCCCUGACCUUGGCAUUCCCCUGGAUGCCACGGAGGACCAGCAGGCCACCGCGGCCAUCAUCCCCCCGGAGCCCAGCUUCCUGGAGCCCCUGGACGAGGGCCCUUUCAGCACCGUCAUCACAGAGGAGCCGGUCGAGUGGGCACACCCCGCCACCGUGGAGCAGGGCCUCCCCUCUGGCCUCAUCGGGGGCACCCCCGAAAACCCGGCCAGCUGGCCUGUGGGGUCGGACCUCCUGCUGAAGUCCCCACAGAGAUUCCCGGAGUCCCCGAAACAUUUCUGCCCUGCCGAGUCUCUCCACUCGGAGCCCCCUUACCCGGUGUCGCCCGUCUCAUACCCUCUUUCGGUCCCCGAGCCGGGACUGGAAGUCAAGGACGAGGCCGGGGAAGCAGUCCCGGCCGCGGUCUCUGCUUCAGAAGAGCCAGCCGCGUUCGCCCCUCCCUCCAGGCUGGAGUCCUUCUUCAGUAACUGCAAGUCCCUUCCGGAAGCGCCCCCCGACGCACCCCCCGAGUCUGCGUGUGUGACGGCCGUGGCUCAGGUGGAGGCCCUGGGUCCCCUGGAGAAUAACUUCCUGGAAAGUGGUCACAACCUGUCUGCCCUCGGCCAGGUGGAGCCGGUGCCCUGGCCCGGUGCCUUCCCCGCCACCGAGGAUGACCUCGACCUGGGGCCUUUCUCGCUGCCGGAGCUUCCUCUCCAGACGAAGGAUGUUUCCGAUGCCGAAGCAGAGCCUGUGGAAGAGAGUCCUCUCGUUCCUCUGGACAACACCCCCGCGCUCCCGAGCGGCGGGGACGUCCCUGUGGGAGCUGCUGACGAACAGCGGGUGCUGCCUCCUGACCAGGUGGCCGCCCGGCUCACAGCCGAGCCUGCGCCCGAGCCCCCAGAGGAGCCGAAGCCAGUCGCGCUGCCCGAGGCCACAGUGGAGGCCGGGGCCGGGCCGGAGGGGAGGGCCCCCGAGGACUCCGACCCUGGCUCUGGGCCCACGCCAGCCCCCUCAGAGCAGCAUCCACCGGGGAGUGGGGACGAGCAGGCCGAGGGCCCAGACCCCUUGGCCACGCCCCACAGUGCUCCCGACGCCCCCGGGGACGGCUCGGCCCAGGCCCGCGCAGCGGAUGGGGCCGGCCCCCAGGACAGUGCCGGGCUCGAGGGGCCUCCGGACGGCGUCCAGGCUGAAGCCCCCGAACCGGAACCCAAACCGACAGCCGAAGCCCCAAAGGCGCCCAAGGUGGAGGAGAUCCCCCAGCGCAUGACCAGGACCCGGGCCCAGAUGCUGGCCAACCAGCAGAAGCAGAGCUCGCCGCCCACCGAGAAGGAGGCUGCGGCCGCGCCCACCCCCAGGGCCAAGGGCCGCGGCUCUGAGGACGACGACCCCCAGGCCCAGCACCCGCGCAAGCGCCGCUUCCAGCGCUCCAGCCAGCAGCUGGCCCAGCAGAUGCACACGUCCACGCGUCAGACGCGGGAGGUGAUCCAGCAGACGCUGGCUGCCAUCGUGGACGCCAUCAAGCUGGACGACAUCGAGCCUUACCACAGCGACAGGUCCAACCCGUACUUCGAGUACCUGCAGAUCAGGAAGAAGAUUGAGGAGAAGCGCAAGAUCCUCUGCUACAUCAGCCCGCAGGCGCCCCAGUGCUACGCCGAGUACGUCACCUACACCGGCUCCUACCUCUUGGACGGCAAGCCCCUCAGCAAGCUGCACAUCCCCGUGAUCGCGCCCCCUCCCUCCCUGGCGGAGCCCCUGAAGGAGCUGUUCAAGCAGCAGGAGGCCGUGCGUGGGAAGCUGCGCCUGCAGCACAGCAUCGAGCGGGAGAAGCUGAUCGUCUCCUGCGAACAGGAGAUCCUGCGGGUUCACUGCCGGGCGGCGAGGACCAUCGCGAACCAGGCGGUGCCGUUCAGCGCCUGCACCAUGCUGCUGGACUCGGAGGUGUACAACAUGCCGCUCGAGAGCCAGGGUGAUGAGAACAAGUCAGUGCGGGACCGGUUCAACGCCCGCCAGUUCAUCUCCUGGCUGCAGGACGUGGACGACAAGUAUGACCGCAUGAAGACGUGUCUCCUGAUGCGGCAGCAGCACGAGGCCGCGGCCCUCAACGCUGUGCAGAGGAUGGAGUGGCAGCUGAAGGUGCAGGAGCUGGACCCCGCCGGGCACAAGUCCCUGUGUGUGAACGAGGUGCCGUCCUUCUACGUGCCCAUGGUCGACGUCAACGACGACUUCGUGCUCCUUCCGGCCUGACGCGGUGGGACAGCUGCCCGGGUCACAGGCGAGCCCCCCAGUCCGCCGCCGAGUCCGGGCGGUGGAAGGAGACCACGUCCCCGGUGGGGACAUCCAGGGAGAAGCCCGCGCUGGGCCUCUGGCGCGCGGCUCUCUCACACCCGCCGCCGCGGGAGGACGCAGAGCCGGGGACGCGGGCAUGGACACGGCAGCCUCAGGCUCUUUUCCGGCGGCUGCACAGGCAUCUCAGGAGCUGCAGGAUGGAGAGCGUUUUUUUAAAUUCCUUGUUUCAUUUCUGAUCGACUAAAGAGAAUAAAAGUUAAGGCGUCCACCCCUCACCAACAGCGGCCUCCGGGUCAGAGGGUGGGGAGAGCUUCGGGCCGGCAGCUGUCCUGUCGCCACGAAGCUGCCGACGGUGCCAGCCCGAGAUCUGGGCUGGGACGCUGGGCCGGGUGAGGGCCUGGCUGCGCCGCCCGCCCGCCUCACAGGGACACGCAGGCAGGACUCCGGGUUGUGUUUUUAAUGGAGUCAAAUCCACGUGGUUUGUAUAUUUUUUCCUUUAAUCUUGGGCAUUUUGUUUCUCUUUCUGAGAACAUAACUUGAAACACUACAGAGCCAAUAAUCAUAUAAAAAGUGUACCCGUAAACGCUGUACAGUUUUAUACACGUUCACAAUGUACUUUUGCUGCCUUCUAGAUAAUUUAUUUUGCAACACAUUACUGCACAGUUGUAAAUAACUUAUGUACUGUAACAUCACUUCAGUUAUGUGUAAAGAAAUAAAUAAAUUAAUUAAAUGCUCUUUGUA
Molecule: messenger RNA, 9157 nt
Organism: Orcinus orca (killer whale)
Lineage: Eukaryota; Metazoa; Chordata; Mammalia; Artiodactyla; Delphinidae
Gene: ANKRD11
Product: ankyrin repeat domain containing 11
Exons: 14
Coding region: 602-8374 (2590 amino acids)
Biological process (GO): anatomical structure morphogenesis
Cellular component (GO): nucleus
Molecular function (GO): protein binding
Source: RefSeq, a predicted model, not a curated record